Messenger RNA from Limulus polyphemus (Atlantic horseshoe crab), 309 nucleotides. RefSeq lists its product as uncharacterized. The record is from RefSeq and is a predicted model, not a curated record. NCBI's taxonomy places the organism in Eukaryota, Metazoa, Arthropoda, Merostomata, Xiphosura, Limulidae. The transcript has a single exon. Bases 1 to 309 code for a protein of 102 amino acids.
AUGUGGAAUAAGGUGGAAAGAAUUAUACUCGACAGUGCUAUAGAAAUACUAGAACGGUCAAAAGGAAGUAUACCUACUGAUAAGGAAACAUGGUGGUGGAGCAAAAAUAUCCCAAAUGUUAUGAAGAAAAAGUUUAUUAAAAACGUGAAGAAAGCCGUUACUAUGGGAAAAGACUCUAAUGAAAGAGAAGGACAAAAGAUAAUCUACAAGUUAGAGAAAGCUAGAGAUCGGGUGACAAAGGACAUUACCAAAACGAAAAUCAUUAAGGACGUAAAUGAAGAACCAAUAUGUGAUGAAGAGUGGUUUUAA